CGGGGGAGGGGUCCCCCUCGCCCCUGCAGCUGGCGAGCCCAGCCCCAUGUCCCACAGGUGGGACUCGAGGCCCCGGGAGCUUUCGUCACCCAGCGGGAGAGAACUGCCCAGGCAUCCCAGGGGCCCCAGCUGGACAUGGUGCGGGGCCUCCAGGGGGCUCCCGGGGCAGCCGGGCCCGGGAAACGCGGGGUGCCGGGCUGCAGGCCUCCUCCCCACCGCACCUGCCCUUCCCUCUUCCGGUUCCGCUGGCCACUCCCUGGGGCCAGGAGGGCAGGUCCUGAGCGCCACAUGCCAGGGAAGGCCGGCAGCCUGGGCCCCUCCCCACGGCCUACAUGCCUGGCCUCCAUCCCUCUCAUCACCCACACAGCCAGCCCUGGGGUGCAGGCCAGCCGGAGAGAGCGUCACCCCCUCUGACCCACUGAUCAAACCGGGGCCGGGCCCAGGCCACCCAGGCCGUGGUCCAGGGCAGAGAUGAGCAUCUCCGGGCUGCUCGGGUGCCCGCUGCCGCCCCCCACGGCCCAGCCUCGCACUAACUAGUCCUUUUCUUCCAGGAGCAGGCCCCCGGCCCCGCCUGCCAUGCACAGCAACUGUAGCGUCCACUUCGUCAAGGGCGCCGGGACCGGAGCCACCGCCGAGCGCUACUUCUUGGAUCCCGAGCUAGGGCGCCAGAGAGGAUGCUGCCACCAGCGGCGCCAGGACCCAGCGGCCUCCCGAGCCCGUGGGCCCUGUCGGCCACCCCCCCAGCCACACUGGCGGCUGGCCUGCCAAAGCCCCCAGAGCGGCGGCAGCGGUGGCCGGCGCCGGGGCCCCCAGUCCCCCGUCCUGCAGCAGCGGCGGCAGCCCCAGCCUCCACCUCCCAGCCCCUCGCGCCCACGGCACUGCCCGGUUCACAGGGCCCAGAAGGGGCCACCUGCGACCACCGCUGCCCCCGUGGGACCAGCCACCGCCCCCCAGCAGCCCCCUGCACCCACCGCGGCCCCCGCCAUGGCCAGCAGCGGCCCAGCCCUCCCCUCGGCAGCCGGGGUCCUUCUGGAGCCCAGCGAGCCCACGGACGCCCGGCCGCUGCCCGCCCCGGCAGCCUGCGGCUCCUUCACCUACAGCUCCGACAUCCUGACGGAAGAUGACGCCUACUGCAGCUGCUUGGCCAAGACGCUGUGCCACGUGCCCGUGCCCGUGACCGUGGGCUUCUACGCGCCCUUCGGCUGCCGCCUGCACAUGAUGCUGGACAAGAUCACCAUGCUGAUGCAGCAGGAGGCGGCGCAGCGCGAGGCCGAGGAGCUGCAGCGCGUGCGGUGGCGGCCGCGGGCCGUGGGCGGCUGGGGCUUCCCGCGGCUGCUGUGGUACCUGGUGUUCCUGCAGCCCGUGAUCACCGAGCUGCACCUGCGGCGCAAGAACGUGCAGUUCCUCUUCAUCCGCUUCAGCGCCUGGCAGUACGCGGGCACCGACAAGCUCUGGGCCGGCCUGGUGACCACGCUGUGCGAGGGCAUCCGGCGCCACUACGGCGCGCUGCCCUUCAGCCUGUACUCGGUGCUGGGCAACAAGCCGGCCACGACGCCGGGCCUCUGCCAGCGCGAGUGGCACUGCCGGCGCCGCGUGUGCCUGGCGCUGCUGGCGCUGCUGGCCGCGCUCGGCCUGGGCGUGGGGCUGCUCUACCUGUCGCUGGGCGGCCAGGGCGCGGCGGGCGGCAGCGUGCUCAAGGUGUUCGGCGGCGCGGCCACCACGCUGUCGGGCUCGGGGCUGCUCAUGGCCGUGUACUCGGUGGGCAAGCAUCUGUUCGUGAGCCAGCGCAAGAAGAUCGAGCGGCUGGUGUCUCGCGAGAAGUUCGGCAGCCAGCUGGGCUUCAUGUGCGAGGUGAAGAAGGAGGUGGAGCUGCUCACCGACUUCCUGUGCUUCCUGGAGAUCUACCAGCGGCGCCGCCUGCGCGUGGUGCUCGAAGUCACCGGGCUGGACACGUGCUACCCGGAGCGCGUGGUGGGCGUGCUCAACGCCAUCAACACGCUGCUGUCGGACAGCCACGCGCCCUUCAUCUUCAUCCUGGUCGUGGACCCCAGCAUCCUGGCCGCGUGCCUCGAGAGCGCGGGCAACAUGAAGGGCACGGCCGACAACGGCUACCUCUUCCUCAACCGCACCGUCACGCUGCCCUUCUCGGUGCCCAUCAUGGGCCGCCGCACCAAGCUGCAGUUCCUGCACGACGCGGUGCAGAGCCGCGACGACCUGCUCUACCGCGAGAUCACGCGCAAGCUGCGGCGCCCGGGCGGCGGCGGCGGGGGCGGCGGGGGCGAGGGCGCGCAGCUGCUGGCCGUGGAGACGCAGGCCGGGGCGGAGCGCACGCAGGGCCGCAUCGACGCCGAGGCGGCGCGCCGCAUCCAGGAGGCGCUCUUCUGCCUGCACGACGAGCGGGACUGCCUGUACGAGUACGUGCCGGACAACGUGGUGUACAUGCGGCGCAUCGUCAACACCGUGCCCAUCACCGUGCGCCUGCUGCAGCAGCAGCAGCAGGCCGCGUCCGGCGGCCCCACGCCGCGCCAGGCCGUCGCCUGGGUCGUGCUGGCCAACCAGUGGCCCUGCCGCCUCAGCUGGGUGCUGCAGUGCCUGGAGGACCGGCAGCAGGCGGGCGGCGCGCCCGAGGGCCGCGCGCGCCUCUGGGACGUGUUCCGCGACAACAGCCGCGAGCUGCACACCAUGACCAAGGCGCUGCAGAACGUGCUGGACCUGGACGGCGACCCCGAGCUCUUCGAGCGCUUCCUGGGCGCCGACUUCCCCUUCACCGUGGCCGAGGCGCAGUGCCUGCUGCGCUGCACGGUCAACCUGGACCACUCCAUCCGCCGCCGCAUGGGCCAAAUCCGGGCCGUCAGCGCGCUCAAGCCGGCCAGCCCGCCCAAGUCCCCCGCGCGCGAGCCUCCCCACCGGACCCACAGCGCGGCGGCGGCCGCGGGAAGCCCCAACGAAGCCCACCGCGCCCGGGACGGGGCGCCCGGGGGCAAGCCGAGGCCGGCGGUGGCCUGAGCGCCCUUGGCUCCGGGGAGAAAUCCGGCCCAGGCGGGCGGGGAAGGGGGUGCUCGCCGGCGGCAGGGCCUCCUGGGGACGCCGGCUGUUGGGGACUCGGGGCCCAGUGGCCGGGGGAGGCCCAGGGUGGCCGCAUCCUCCA
Messenger RNA from Oryctolagus cuniculus (rabbit), 3148 nucleotides. It is a transcript of the gene NKPD1, whose product is annotated as NTPase KAP family P-loop domain containing 1. NCBI's taxonomy places the organism in Eukaryota, Metazoa, Chordata, Mammalia, Lagomorpha, Leporidae. The record is from RefSeq and is a predicted model, not a curated record.